GGAAACAGAAUGUGCUCUGUGAGUAAUCGAAACAUAAAACUUCACUUCAGUUAAUACUUUGGACUGCAGGCUUCAAAUGGACAGAAACUCGGGGACUCAGUGACAGUCUCGGUUGCAUGCUUUAGUGUCAAGUGUGUGUUAGUCUGCUACGACUACUUGUUGGGAGAAGUCUCAGGUCACCCCAAACGAUGGGCAAUAGCUGCAGCGACUGGAAGAAGAAGCUGGACAUUUGGAUUUGGUGUCUGACUCUGUCCCAGCAGGGUAUGUUCUAAAGGGUCUCGGGGAAGGCGGGCAGAGAAGGACAGUGCUUACUUACCUUGUCUGAAGGUGCUUAUUAACCAUAAGUAAUGGAUUAUGUGAACACAAACACCAUUGAAAAUUUAAGGAUUGAAUUGCUCUUAAAUGUGGACAACAUCAAUAUGAUAAAUAUGAUGGAGCAAUUAUACCCUCUGGAGAUGACAAGCCUGUACAAACAGAACCUGAUGUCUGCCGCUGAAGAUGUUAAUGAACUUGAAGAGCGCUUAGAGUCCAUGGUCCUCAGCAAUCCAGCCACAGUGUCUACUGUUACAUAUGGGACAACAGAUGAUAUACUUUCUUUUGUGAAUUCUGUGUCGGACUCCUUCAAAGCAUUAUAUCCACAUGGAAGCCAGGAGUCAGGAGUUCUGGUUAAUAAGGUGGAUAUGAGCAUUAAUAAUGGUCGCUACAAAAUUGAUUCUGAUGUUUUGCUGUUCCCAUGGAAGCUUACUUACAGGAACAUUGGAUCAGAUUUUGUUCCUUGUGGAGCAUUCGGGAAGGUUCAUCUUGCUGUAGACAGACAGACAAAGAAACGUAUGGCAUGCAAACUGAUUCCAGUACAGCAGUUUAAACCUGCAGAUGUGGAAAUUCAGGCCCGAUUCCACCAUGAGAAUAUUGCAGAAUUGUAUGGAGCUCUGCUUUUUGACGAUACAGUUUAUCUUUUCAUGGAGGCAGGUGAAGGUGGCUCAGUUUUGGAAAAGCUGGAGACCUGUGGACCAAUGAGGGAGUUUGAAAUCAUUUGGGUGACCAGACAGAUUCUUAAAGGACUUGAUUUUCUUCAUUCAAGAAAAAUUAUACAUCAUGACAUAAAACCCAGCAAUGUUGUGCUAAUGUCAACCAAAGCUGUACUGGUAGAUUUCGGACUGAGCGUGCAGAUGACUGAAGAUACUUACAUUCCAAGGGAUCUUCGAGGAACAGAGAUUUAUAUGAGCCCUGAAGUUGUCCUUUGCCGAGGACAUUCAACCAAAGCUGAUAUCUACAGUGUUGGUGCUACCAUGAUCCACAUGCAGACAGGCAGCCCACCUUGGGUGAAGAGAUUCCCGCGCUCAUCUUAUCCAUCGUAUCUGUACAUUAUUCACAAGAUGGCGCCACCUUUAGAAGACAUUGCUAAAGACAGUAGUCCAGCCAUUAGGCAGUGUAUUCAUCUGGCAAUGGAAAGGAAUCUAAAGCAUCGGCCUACAGCAGCAGAGUUAUUGAAACAUGAAGCUUUAAACCCUCCUCGUGAUGAACAACCAAGGUGCCAGAGCUUAGACUCUGCUCUUCUUGAAAGGAAGAAAACAGUGUUGACCAAGGAAUUAAACCUACCUGAAAAUAUAUGUGAUUCUUCAUUAUGUAUCAGCGAAGACUCGGUGAUGAUGAAAAAGAAACGCUCUCUGUAUAUAGAUGUGGGAGCCAUAGCAGGCUAUUUCAACAUUGUACGAGGGCCACCAAUGACUGAAUAUGGCUAGUGGCAGUGAAGCCUUUCACAGUCUAAAAUACAAACAUUUGCCAUAAAACUGUUAGACUGUAAGGUCUUGCUGGCUUAAGGGCAGAAGGAGUGAGCGGGCAGUGUGACCUUGGAAGCUGCUUUAAACGAUUUCAGCAUCGCCUAAGGAUGCCAGUGACUGAAUAUGCUUGUGGCUGCCACCUCAUGCUGUUGGUGGGAAGUGUAGGGAGUUGCUUCAUAACAACUGCUAUAAUGAUGAUGAUGAUGAAGGCAGUGUUGCAAAUGCAUUGAAGCUACAAAGUGUUGUAUUUCUAAAUGGAUUCAGUACAGUACUAAGUUGCAGCUAGAAAAUAUUUUUUCUUACGUGUAUGCCUCAGUAGUAAGAUUGACAUUCAGCUGCACUGAAGAUGAAAUGUAAUCAUGAAAAAAAUUAAGCUCAAUGCAAUAUUUACUUGUGAAAAGUAUGCAGGUGACUUCAAAGUGGCAGUAAACUGAACCAAGAUAAUGAGGAAACUGUAUUAAUGUUUUAGAUUAAUUUAUAGUGGAACAGUGCUAAAAUCUGUAUAAGUAAGCAAGGAAUGAUUUUUGACUGGCAGUAUCAGUGUGAGGUACAGAAAAUGAAUGCAGAUUUUCAGGAAUAGCUGUAACCAAGUACCUCAUUGCACUGAUGGUUUCAGAAAGCUGAAUUUCAGAUUGAGCCAUUAAUAUUGCACCUUAAUUGGAAUUUUGUUCUCAGUGACAAGCUAUUCGUUUAUUGGAUUGUGUUAUUUCCUAUGGAAAUGUUUGUAAUUGCUGUGCAUAUGACUGAGUAGAUGUUACUGUGUACCCAGUUGUGUACAUCCUGUGGUAUGAAAGCAAUCGAAUAUACCCAGUGGCACUUGGGUAGUUCUUUUAUUUAAAGUGAUGGAGUUCGAAUGACAUACAGUGUAUGUUAAACAGCUAAUGCUUUUACUGUAGUAAUACUUUGUAUUUAUAUUCAUGUGUUAAUAGCUUGACAUUUGUUUUAAAAUGUUCUCUUACACCAUGCUGAACUGUUGACUGCAGGUGUAACCUGCUGUUUAUGGAAUCAUAGUAAUAAAACACAUUUUUAGAAAGCA
This is a messenger RNA of Protopterus annectens (West African lungfish), 2817 nucleotides long. RefSeq names its product mitogen-activated protein kinase kinase kinase 8 (gene MAP3K8). Gene Ontology annotation, biological process: protein phosphorylation. The record is from RefSeq and is a predicted model, not a curated record. Bases 348 to 1742 code for a protein of 464 amino acids. The transcript has 8 exons. Gene Ontology annotation, molecular function: ATP binding; protein kinase activity. Lineage: Eukaryota; Metazoa; Chordata; Ceratodontiformes; Protopteridae.